UUCGGACGCGAGCGCUUCGGGCGGUGCGGGAGGAAAAAGUUUUUCUUGGAGAGCUGAGCAACAACUGGAUUCGAGCAGAGCAGGCCAGGUUGGGUGUUGACUAUAGCAGACUUUAGGACAGAGGCGGUUUUUUUUUCUGCUCUUCCCCCAUUUUUCUCCGACUGUGCCAGCCCCAAACCCACAGAGCGCUUUCCCUAACACCGGCUGUAAGGCGGUGACGCGGCGGACCAUGGACAACAGGCCUGUACGGAGGAGGCGAACCGGCGCUGUCCGACAUCUGCUGCUGGCAGCCGCCUUCCUCGCCUGCAGCUCCCAGCUGCUGGUGGUGGAUGCCAACUCAUGGUGGUCACUAGCUCUGACCCCGAUCCAGCGGCCAGAGAUGUACAUCAUUGGAGCUCAGCCUCUCUGCAGUCAGCUGUCUGGACUCUCUCAGGGCCAGAGGAAGCUCUGCCAGCUGUACCAGGACCACAUGAUCUACAUUGGAGACGGAGCCAAGACUGGCAUCAAGGAGUGCCAGUACCAGUUCAGACAGAGGAGGUGGAACUGCAGCACUGUGGACAACACAUCUGUGUUUGGCCGGGUCAUGCAGAUCGGCUCCAGGGAAACAGCCUUCACCUAUGCCAUCAGCGCGGCCGGCGUGGUCAACGCCAUCAGCCGGGCGUGCCGCGAGGGCGAGCUCUCCACCUGCGGCUGCAGCCGUGCCGCUCGACCCCGUGACCUUCCGCGCGAUUGGCUGUGGGGCGGCUGUGGCGACAACGUGCAUUACGGCUACCGGUUCGCCCGCGAGUUUGUGGACGCCAGGGAGAGGGAGAAGAACUACCCACGCGGGUCACCUGAGCACGCCCGAACACUGAUGAACGUGCAGAAUAAUGAGGCAGGCAGACAGGCAGUCUAUAACCUUGCUAAUGUGGCCUGUAAGUGUCAUGGAGUCUCGGGUUCCUGCAGCCUGAAGACAUGUUGGCUCCAGCUGGCCGACUUCAGACGUGUCGGAGAGUUUCUGAAGGAGAAGUACGACAGCGCCGCAGCCAUGCGCAUUGGACGCAAGGGAAAGCUUGAGCUGGUCGACAAACGCUUCAACACCCCGACCCCGGAGGACUUGGUCUACAUUGACCCCAGCCCGGACUACUGCCUCCGCAAUGAGACCACAGGCUCCCUGGGCACGCAGGGCCGCCUCUGCAACAAAACCUCGGAGGGCAUGGACGGCUGCGAGCUGAUGUGCUGCGGCAGAGGGUACGAUCAGUUCAAGACCUACAAGCACGAGCGCUGCCACUGCAAGUUCCACUGGUGCUGCUACGUCAAGUGCAAGCGCUGCACGACACUCGUGGACCAGUUUGUGUGUAAAUAGCACCCUGACAGACGACAGACGGAUGGAAGGGGAUGAAAAAGGAGGAGAGGGGGACAUUAGUGGGACAGAGGGAUGGUGGAGGGUGAAGGAUUUGUGAUGGGAAGGGGAUUUUUCAGGGUUUUGUUCAGGAUGAGUUAAGACAGUAAGUUCCAUUUUCUGACAAAGCUGCUCUUGUCUUUUUCCUCACCUCCAAUGAUAAAUCUCCUACCUUUUCACAACAAAGUGCAAAAGCCUCAUAACACCUGUGCGGCCAUUUUUUGUGUGUAAACAGCAGAAUAAUGAAUGGAUAAAUGAGGAAGAACAACAGAUGAAUGGGAGGAGAGACAAAAGUAAGAAGCAGGGAGGAAUGGGAGGUCUUCCACACUUUUCAGACAACUCUGUGAGAGUCUUGUUUUCCCACCACUCCGUCAUCACUUUCUACUUUUCUGUAUAAUAUCCUGAUCACAACCCUGAAGGGAAGGAGGGAUGGAGGGAAGGAAGGACAAACAAAACGGAUGAACAAAGAAAGACAUCAAGGAUAAACGCAGGUGAAGGUGGAACAACUGGAUCCUAAAAAGGGGACACAUAUGACUAGUGUGAGAUGAUUACGAGAAAUGAAAUAAAUAUAUAAUUAAAUAAUAAAUAAACAUACAACUCUGUUUGUUAUUUAAAAAGACUCGAGCAAGCCUGAGACACAGUUUGGACCCAUAAAACUGUUCACAUGUUUGGGGACCCCCCCCCCCACUCACACAAACACAAAUCAUUACAAUCCUUAUGGAGUUUGAGUGCUGACCUAGUGGUGUCACCAUGUGUGUUUCAAAGACCCUCUGACCUUUAACCCCGCAAGAGAAACCCCCCCACAUGCUUGAGUUGUGCUGACAUUGCCAGACACACCUGCAACAUGUUCAGGAAUGCAGAGAAGCCCCGACUGAAACAGAUAGAAGAGAGAAAAAAGAAGGGGGAUCGCUUAUUGGGGGUACAAAUGACAAAUGGGGUGAAUGGAGGGAAAAAAGAAAAGGGGAAACAGUAAUGAAUUUGAAAGAACAGAAGGAGAAGGACUGUGGGUGAUUAUUUUUGCAACAAUAUCAACAAAGCUACACUGCUGAUUGGAAAACUCAAGCAAAGGAAAACCCAGCUCUAGAUCUCUGUUCAAAAAUACAAUAAAGUGCAGCCACGACACUUCAUCUCCAAGUCAAAAUGGACUAAUGACUUAUAGUACACACUCUUCCACUUGUCUCAGCGUAACUGCUGCUGUGACCUGACAAGUGUGUCUGUGCAGGUUAAUGAGGCUCGCCGGCUGCAGCCGUCUCGACGCGCUGGCUGUUUAAACAAGCAGCUCACACCGGCAGCCCGGCUCCGUGACCUUCAUCUGACAGUGAAGCGAGCGAGAAAACCUCCAUUAGUGAGAUUAAUGUGCUGUAUCUGCUUUAAUGAAACCGCACUAAGAGACACGUUCACUGUGAGUGGACCUCUUCAUCUCAUGUUGUUAUGCAACUUAUCAAGUCAACAAAAAGCCCUGUGGUGUCGAUUUGGCAGUUGUGCCACCAAUUUAUAACGUUUUGUAACACUGUUGUACCGUGAAUUUUAUAAUUUGCGUGGGUUGGGUUGAGAAUAUUGUAAGUUUAUAAUAUAAUACAAUUGAUGGACACAGUUAAUAACAAACACGAAGAGGACAAAGUGAACAGAAGAGGACUGAACAUGCUGUGGAAAAAUGAAUGUGUGAGUGCGGCAAAACAGAAAGGACUGCAAAUUAUUAUGGGCUACUUUUAAAAAAUAGUAGAUCAGAAAAGAAAGUAUAUUUUAUUAUUGUUUUUCAUCCUCUGUUUUCUAUGUUUUAUACGUGAGCAUUACUAUGUAUACUUUUGAUAAACUAG
This is a messenger RNA of Xiphias gladius (swordfish), 3198 nucleotides long. RefSeq names its product wingless-type MMTV integration site family, member 5b (gene wnt5b). The coding region runs from base 230 to 1345 and encodes 371 amino acids. The record is from RefSeq and is a predicted model, not a curated record. Gene Ontology annotation, molecular function: frizzled binding; cytokine activity. Gene Ontology annotation, biological process: neuron differentiation; canonical Wnt signaling pathway; multicellular organism development. Gene Ontology annotation, cellular component: extracellular region. The transcript has 8 exons. Lineage: Eukaryota; Metazoa; Chordata; Actinopteri; Istiophoriformes; Xiphiidae.